Molecule: messenger RNA, 729 nt
Organism: Debaryomyces hansenii CBS767
Lineage: Eukaryota; Fungi; Ascomycota; Pichiomycetes; Serinales; Debaryomycetaceae
Product: DEHA2C07392p
Exons: 1
Coding region: 1-729 (242 amino acids)
Source: RefSeq, a predicted model, not a curated record
AUGCCGUUGCUUGAGGUGAAGUUCUGCAAAACAAAAAGAUUUGGUGUUAAGAAGUUCUUCACUAUUGAUAAAUUCAUACCUGUACCUAGGGAGUCGAAUAGACUAUUUAAUAAAAACAUUGACAGAUAUACAUUCUGUACUGCUUAUAAAAGUUCCGGUAAGAAACAUUAUAAAUAUACAUUCAAGUUCGAUCCAGAUCUUCAAGACUCGUCCAAAAACUUCCAGACUUAUCUAUUUAACCAUCGCAAAGCUCGCCUUGGUGAUAUGCCGAAAAUUGGAAAUGACGAAGGAAACUUUAGGUGGAUUUUAACUAACAAAUAUCCAAAGCAAAAAUAUACUUAUUCUUUAUUCCUGUUGGAUGCUGGUCAACCGUCAUUGACUGAUAAUAUGGAUACAUAUAAAAUGGAAUUGGACCCUAAAAAUGAAUUGAUACAGAACAGACCAUGGAUGGGUAAAAGUCUUCAAUCACCUAAUGAGAUCGCUACAUUAAUACAUUUGGCUGAUAAUCAUGGAACAUUCAGUAUUCAUCAAACAGCUUGCUUGAAGAUUCACAAAUCACAAUACCUGAAGGGUUUAGAAUCUGAUAGUAUACAUUCGCUCAACAUGGAUGAAUUGACUUUUAUAAUUACAUCCAUCGUUUCGAAAUUUACUUCUGAAAAGAAUACUACAAUAAAUGAUUCAAUGCAAAAAUUGAACAAAUCACACUACACUUUAACGUUAGUGGUGUAG